This is a messenger RNA of Pelecanus crispus (Dalmatian pelican), 1261 nucleotides long. The record is from RefSeq and is a predicted model, not a curated record. Lineage: Eukaryota; Metazoa; Chordata; Aves; Pelecaniformes; Pelecanidae.
UUAUUCAGUUGCCUUGGAGAUGAUCCUGCUGUAAAUGUAGGGCCGAAGAUUAAUGGUGUGGACAGUAUGGACCUAAUGAACGGACAGUCAAGCAGUGUUAAUAUUGCAGCUACUGCUUCAGAGAAGAGUAGCAGCUCUGAAUCCUUGAGUGACAAAGGUUCAGCUGAACUGAAGAAGAGCUUUGAUGCAGUGGUAUUUGAUGUUCUAAAGGUUACACCAGAAGAAUAUGCGGGUCAGAUAACGCUAAUGGAUGUCCCUGUAUUUAAAGCAAUUCAGCCAGAGGAGCUGGCAAGCUGUGGCUGGAAUAAAAAAGAGAAAUACAGUUCUGCACCAAAUGCUGUUGCUUUCACCAGAAGAUUCAAUCAUGUAAGCUUCUGGGUUGUUAGAGAGAUUCUACAUGCACAAACUUUAAAAAUAAGAGCUGAGGUUUUGAGCCACUAUAUUAAAACGGCGAAGAAACUGUAUGAGCUGAAUAAUCUGCAUGCUCUUAUGGCAGUUGUGUCAGGCCUACAGAGUGCUCCAAUCUUCAGGCUGACUAAAACAUGGGCGUUACUGAGUCGGAAGGAUAAAGCCACCUUUGAAAAGCUGGAGUAUGUUAUGAGUAAAGAAGAUAAUUACAAAAGGCUUAGAGACUAUAUCAGCAGCUUGAAGAUGACUCCUUGUAUUCCCUAUUUAGGUAUUUAUCUGUCAGAUUUGACAUAUAUUGACUCUGCCUACCCAUCAACAGGGAGCAUUCUGGAAAGUGAGCAAAGAACAAAUUUAAUGAACAACAUUCUUCGAAUUAUCUCAGAUUUACAGCAGUCAUGUGAAUAUGAUAUUCCUCUGCUGCCUCAUGUCCAAAAAUAUCUGAACUCAGUUCAGUACAUAGAAGAACUACAAAAGUUUGUAGAAGAUGACAAUUACAAACUUUCAUUAAAGAUAGAACCAGGGACCAGCACCCCCCACUCUGCUGCUUCCAGAGAAGAUUUAGUAGGCUCUGAAGUCGGAGCAUCUCCACAAAGCGGACGGAAAAAUGUUGCAGCUGAGGGAGCCUUGCUGCCACCAACACCCCCUUCACCUCGGAACCUGAUACCGCAUGGACAUAGGAAAUGUCACAGUCUGGGAUACAAUUUCAUACACAAAAUGAAUACGGCUGAAUUUAAAAGCGCAACAUUCCCCAACGCAGGACCAAGACAUUUACUGGAUGACAGCGUCAUGGAGCCUCAUGUCCCAUCCCGAGGGCAGGCAGAAAGCUCCACCCUUUCUAGUGGAAUUUCAAUAG